Messenger RNA from Neltuma alba, 3379 nucleotides. RefSeq lists its product as uncharacterized. The record is from RefSeq and is a predicted model, not a curated record. Lineage: Eukaryota; Viridiplantae; Streptophyta; Magnoliopsida; Fabales; Fabaceae. Bases 296 to 3157 code for a protein of 953 amino acids. The transcript is spliced from 2 exons.
UUGUCUGUCACUUGCAGCACUCAGUAUUCCCUCCCCCUCUACGAUGUGUGCGCCGCUCCUCCCACCUCCAAUGUUCCCCAGGAUGUAAUAGCUGCAGGCUACACUGAGUCUGCAUGCUCAAUCUGAAUGUGAGCAUUGUACAUCUUGGGGGACUGAUGGGGAUCUAAGUUAUAGGUGCACCCUGCUUUUUAAUCUGUACAAGUUUUUCCCAGAGCAAUUGCUAAUUAAAUGCAGCUCUUUUGUCAAUGCACUUGAUCUGAGCACUCACUGUUAGGUUUCAGAAUCUUGAUUUCUGAUGGACUGCAAUAGAGAAGAGGCCGUAAGGGCUAAGAAUGUUGCAGAAAAGAAGAUGGAAAACAAAGAUUUCACAGGGGCCCGUAAAAUUGCUAUUAAGGCUCAGCAACUAUUUCCUGAUCUGGAGAAUAUAGCUCAGAUGCUUAUUGUUUGUGAUGUUCAUUGCUCCGCAGAGAAGAAAUUUUGCAAUGAAAAGGACUGGUACGGAAUUCUUCAAGUAGAGCAGACAGCUGAUGAAGCAACAAUAAGGAAGCAAUACAGGAAGUUCGCUCUCCUACUUCAUCCUGAUAAAAACAAGUUUGCUGGUGCUGAAGCCGCAUUUAAGCUGAUAGGGGAAGCUCAGGCAGUGCUUUUGGACAGGCAGAAACGAGCUGCACAUGACAGAAGCAGAACUUCAUAUUGUGCACCACGGAAUAUUUUUGUGAAUGUUGAUACUGGGGUGCAAACCCAUAAUAGGGCCAAUUUCACAGACUUGAAUCCUCAGCAGGGGUUUAAUAAUGGCUCCUCUACAUUUUGGACUGUUUGCCCAUUCUGUUCUAUUAGAUUUCAAUAUUACUUAGAAGUUCUAAAUCGAUCUCUGCGUUGUCAAAGUUGCAACAGGCCCUUUGUCGCUUAUGACAUAAGUAUGCAAGGUACAGUUCCACCAGCCCAUUCAAGUCCGCAUCCUUUUGUGCAGCCACAAGAUGGUCCGAAUCAUCAUUCGGUUAAGGUGGAUGUUGGAUCUCAAGGUAAAUCACAUGGUAGAAAUGUCAAUGCAAAGCCUUUUGAUAAGAAAUUCCCAACGUCCCGUGUAUCUAGAAAGCUUAAUAGAAAACGGCAGAGGGAGCAAGUAGUGGAAAUUAGUGAAAGUUCUGAUUCCGUACACAGCUCUGAUUCUGAGAGUGGUAUGGCUUCUGAUGAUAUCAUUUCUGAUGAGGAUGGCAUUACUAAUGAACGAAACCAUGCCACUUUUAGAGAAGAAAAUCCUCGCAGAUCUUCACGGAAAAAACAGCAGGUUUCUUACAAGGAAAAUGUGAGUGAUGGUGACGAUGAUGGCAUAAAUGUUUCAAAAAGGGUGAACGGUUUGGCUGAUGAUCUAGAAUAUCGCAAGAAAGGGUUAAAGCAGAAGCAGAAGCGGAAGCAUGGUCUUUAUCCUGAAGACAUAUUACUGAAUAGAAAGGAGGAGACUAAGGAGGUGUUGGGAAAAGCAGUGCAAGGUUCAAAGACGGCUGCUGAAGUUAAUGAGCAUUGUGUCCCCAAUUCAGCCUGCAAUAUAACAGAGCAGCCUAAUAUUAUAGUCUGUCCUGAUGCAGAGUUUAAUGACUUUGACAAGGACAAGCAGAAAGAUUGUUUUGCAGUUGGGCAGGUUUGGGCUGUUUAUGAUACAAAUGAUGGCAUGCCUAGAUUCUAUGCUCUAAUUAAGAAAGUUUUCUCCUCUGGGUUCAAGCUGCGGAUAACAUGGUUUGAACCAGAACCGAGUAAUGAGGAUGAAAUUAAUUGGGUAAACAAGCAAUUGCCGGUUGCCUGUGGAAAGUAUGGGCUUAGACACUCCGAAACCACAGAAGAUCAUCCCAUGUUUUCUCAUCGAGUUCUGUGUGAAAAAAUUGGAAGUAAUGCUUUUGAAGUUUAUCCUAGAAAGGGAGAAACCUGGGCUCUCUAUAAAAAUUGGGAUAUCAAAUGGUAUAUGGACGUGGAAUCUCAUCCAAAGUAUGACUUUGAGUUCGUUGAAAUAUUGACGGACUAUGUUGAAGGUGAGGGUGUAUUUAUUGCAUACUUGGCUAAAUUGAAAGGCUUCGUGAGUCUCUUCUCUAGAAUUAUGAAGGAAGGCGCCUACCCAAUCAAAAUUCCCUCAGCAGAGUUAUUCAGAUUCUCUCACAGGGUUCCGUCUUUUAAGAUGACUGGUCAGGAAAGAGUAGGUGUUCCUGUAGGAUCUUGGGAACUUGAUCCUGCGUCUUUGCCUUCGCCUUUGAACCUCGAAGAGGUUGCUGUUCCCAUUGAUUUGGAAGUGAAGGAUGGUCAUUCCCCAUCCAGUGGUGUGAGUAGAAGAUCUUCAGAGAGAUUGAAGCCCAUGGUGGCACCUGAUAGGAAUUUACAUGCUUUCCGGGAUAAUUUUGAAACAAGCAAUUUGGCGAAGAACAAUGGUUCAGUUAACUUUGUUGAAGAUAGUAGUGCUCCUCUGUCUUCGACCCCAGAAGCUAUGGAAAUUCCUGAUCCUCAGUUCUACAAUUUUGACGAUGGGAAGGCCCCGGAGAAGUUUCAUGUUGGUCAGAUUUGGGCAUUUUAUAGUGAUGAAGAUGGCCUGCCAAGGUACUAUGGUGAGAUUGUGGAAAUCAAGAGGAGCCCUGGUUUUGAAUUGCAUAUUAUGUGGCUUGCUUCCUGCUGGCUGCCAGAUAACACUAUUAGAUGGGAAGACAAAGACAUGCUUAUAUCUUGUGGCAGGUUCAAAAGUAGAAAUGGGAAUACAAAUGUUUAUACGAACACCCUCUCCCUUUCACAUCUGGUACGGGUCAAUUUUGACAGAAAGGACAAUGAAUAUUCCAUCUUUCCAAGGAAAGGUGAAGUUUGGGCAUUAUAUAGGAAAUGGACGCCUAAAAUCAAAUGCUCCGAUCUGGUAAACUGGGAGUAUGACAUAGUGGAAAUUAUUGAGGAAAAUGCCUCUUGGAUUGAAGUUUUAGUCAUGGAGAUCGUUAGUGGAUAUAAUUCAGUUUUCAAGCCGAAAACAUUUGAAGGAUCACCCAUCACUAUGAGAGUACCCCAGGCACAGUUGCUCAGGUUCUCCCACCAAAUCCCAGAAUUCAAACUUACAGAGAAGCAUGGCAGUCUGAAGGGCUUCUGGGAGCUUGAUCCAGGAGCUGUACCCGUUCACUUUUGGACUUCCCAGUAAGUAGGUUGAUUGAUUUACUGCGACCAACGAGCAAAAAUCUCAAACUUCUUGGUAUACCCGGACUCAACACCUUUUUGUAAUUAGACAGAUUAAUACAAUAUCUUUGUCUAUUCAGUGGUAUCUCCUGUAAAAAUUGUAUUUAAUUUAUUCUGGCAACACUUGAAAUGUUAACAUUUUGUUAUUACUCUAACUGCUUUCUUUAAUGAAGUUUGUUUUGCCGGA